UUAAACCUAUGAGGCCCUGAACAUAAAACUCUAACACAACAAAACAGCCGCUUCCGUCUCUGCCAUUUUGGGAGCAACACUCAACUGCCGCCGGGAGUUUAUUCAUCGGUCAGAGACAGCAGCGAGCAUACCAUUCAGCCUAGCCACUAGCCAGAGAGAGGGAGGAGAGAAAAAGAGAGAAGAAUCAUGAGGCCUAUACUGAUGAAAGGCCAUGAGAGGCCAUUGACGUUCCUCAAGUACAACAGGGAUGGUGAUCUCCUUUUUUCUUGCGCCAAAGAUCACAACCCCACCGUGUGGUUUGCUGACAAUGGAGAACGUUUGGGCACUUAUCGAGGCCAUAAUGGUGCCGUUUGGUGCUGUGAUGUAUCCAGAGAUUCUGGCCGACUCAUUACAGGCAGUGCAGACCAGACGGCAAAGCUAUGGGAUGUGCAAAGUGGUCAGCAGUUGUUCACCUUCAAUUUUGAUUCCCCUGCAAGAUCUGUUGACUUCAGUGUCGGUGAUAAGCUUGCAGUUAUUACCACUGAUCCGUUUAUGGAACUGACUUCAGCAAUCCAUGUCAAACGCAUUGCUAAAGAUCCCAAAGACCAGACUGGCGAAUCUCUGCUUGUCAUUAAGGGCCCUCAGGGAAGAAUCAAUAGAGCCAUUUGGGGACCCCUCAACAGAACCAUCAUCAGUGCCGGAGAAGAUUCCGUCGUUCGUAUUUGGGAUUCUGAGACUGGAAAACUACUUAAGGAGUCUGACAAGGAAUCUGGACACAAAAAGACAAUAACUUCACUUGCCAAAUCUGCUGAUGGUUCACACUUCCUAACCGGCUCCCUUGAUAAGUCUUCUAAGCUUUGGGAUGCAAGAACACUGUCUCUAGUCAAGACAUAUGUGACAGAACGACCUGUCAAUGCUGUUGCAAUGUCGCCUCUUCUUAAUCAUGUGGUGCUUGGAGGUGGUCAGGAUGCAUCAGCUGUUACAACUACUGAUCAUCGUGCUGGAAAAUUCGAAGCCAAGUUCUUUGAUAAGAUUCUUCAAGAAGAAAUUGGGGGUGUGAAAGGGCAUUUUGGACCGAUUAAUGCACUGGCCUUUAACCCUGAUGGAAGAAGUUUUUCAAGUGGAGGUGAAGAUGGAUAUGUACGUGUGCACCACUUUGACCAAGAGUAUUAUAAUAUCAAAAUUUAGUGUUGGAGAGUUUCUGGUUUGAUAAGAUAUCAAGCGUGGUUCCUAGAAGUUAGCGUUCAAUUUCUUUUGACAUAAAUUUUUUGUGACUCUGUUGUGUACUAAAGCUGUUACUGGUAAUCCUAUUGCAAUAACAUUAUGAAUGAAUUUUGGUUGGAGUUGAACUAUUGCAAUAACAUUAUUAAUUCUUACA
This is a messenger RNA of Cicer arietinum (chickpea), 1357 nucleotides long. RefSeq names its product eukaryotic translation initiation factor 3 subunit I-like. Lineage: Eukaryota; Viridiplantae; Streptophyta; Magnoliopsida; Fabales; Fabaceae. The record is from RefSeq and is a predicted model, not a curated record. Gene Ontology annotation, molecular function: RNA binding; translation initiation factor activity; protein binding. Gene Ontology annotation, cellular component: eukaryotic translation initiation factor 3 complex, eIF3m; cytoplasm. Gene Ontology annotation, biological process: cytoplasmic translational initiation.